Larimichthys crocea (large yellow croaker) is the source of this 765-nucleotide messenger RNA. Its product is annotated as C-C motif chemokine 22-like. The coding region runs from base 126 to 461 and encodes 111 amino acids. The record is from RefSeq and is a predicted model, not a curated record. NCBI's taxonomy places the organism in Eukaryota, Metazoa, Chordata, Actinopteri, Sciaenidae. Gene Ontology annotation, molecular function: chemokine activity. The transcript has 3 exons. Gene Ontology annotation, biological process: immune response. Gene Ontology annotation, cellular component: extracellular region.
AGAGAGGGGUGAAGUCAACAGCUGGAUAUAAAAGGAGGAGAGUGCCCGUCUCCAGCACAGAGCAACCCUGAACAUUCAAGACUGUUCAUCCAAACAGAAGCUCGUCUGUCUCUGUCGGUGGAAACAUGAAGACUCUGGUGACUCUCCUACUUCUGACUGUGAUCUGCUUCCAGUGUUACAACUGUGCUCCAGUCGCACCGGUGGCUUUGUUUCAACAAUGCUGCACAAACUCCACUCGGACUCCUAUUCCUAAGGGAAGAGUGCAACAUGUGGCACCACCGCAAAGUGCCUGCAGAGUCAAAGCAAUGAUAGUCACGACUGUGUGUAAGAAGCAGAUCUGUGUGGAUGCAGACUGGAAUUGGUCGAAGAAACUGCUGGCAGAGUUUGAGAAGUCAACUGCAAACAAGUCGCCACCAUCUGCCCCUUUCAAUGUCACAAAGUGUGAAGAUGUUAAAGCGUGACCGCGGUUCCUUUGUGCAUCAUGAUUACAUGUAGAUUAUGCUGAUCAUUAUGAUUGUAAAGUAACUUUGUAGGUUCAAACUGUCAAUGUGAACUUGUAAAGUUUAAUACAGCUUAACUCACCAUCAGAGCGUCUUCUCACAUUAGAAAGUAACAGGCGGUACUACUGCACAUGAGUGAAUUCAUAUGAAGUGAUAUUAAAUAUGUACAGUUGUGUUAUUUAAUAUUUUACAGGAAGAUAUUUAACAUGUUUGUUAUUUUUACACAUGGCGCUGUACCUUUCUGAAUAAAAGCUUUCAUUUUUAA